CAGUGUCCACUCCAAAUAGCUCCCUGAACGCCUGGCCUUCUACAACUUCAGUCUUCUUGCCUGCAGCUCAUGCACCUCUAAAUCAACGACCACGCAACAAAUAACAGCUGUGUCUGGGAGCAUAUUUGGUUUCGCUCUUCGGUUGUUUGGAGAGCAAACGAAUGCGCGCAGCCCCCAGGCCGUAAAGGUACAAACGGAGUAGGCGCGACCGACCCGAACAGCUUCACAUCUAGAUCUCUGCAACCGAACCUCGUUCGACCUCGCCCGCUAGGCACACAGAUCGAGCCCUACAAAACGAGCGCCCAUACUAGGCAAUCGUCUACAUUGAGCGCCGCGCACCAUCAGUUCCGCACCGUCAGACACCAAUACAGAUCCCACCAAUAUUCACAAUGGCGGCAAGGAAGCUGCAACAAGAAGUAGAUAAAUGCUUCAAAAAGGUCGGCGAAGGGGUCGCCGAGUUCGAGGCCAUUUACGAAAAGAUUGAGCAAUCGAAUAACCCCGCACAGAAGGAGAAGCUCGAGGACAAUCUUAAGCGGGAGAUCAAGAAACUACAGCGACUACGUGAUCAGAUCAAGACAUGGGCCGCGAGCAAUGAUAUCAAGGACAAAGCUCCGUUACUGGAGCAUCGUAAGCUGAUCGAAACGCAAAUGGAGCGGUUCAAGGCUGUGGAGAAAGCGAUGAAGACGAAAGCCUAUUCAAAAGAAGGCUUAUCAGCCCAAGCCAAACUCGAUCCGAAAGAACAGGCGAAGGUGGAAGCUAGCGACUUCUUGGCUACCAUGGUCGACGAACUGGAGCAGCAAAUCGAAACCCUGGAGGCGGAGAACGAGCUGAUACAAGCCACCAUGAAGAAGGGCAAGAACCAAAGCACCAAGGCAGACCGCAUCGCAGCCAUCGAGCACAUAAUCGAGCGGCAUAAAUGGCAUCAAGCAAAAAUGGAACUCAUCCGGCGGUCACUGGAAAACGGCGGCGUUGAGGCGGAACAAGUGACGGAUCUGGAGGAAAGCAUACGAUAUUACGUAUCGGAUGGUAUGAAUGACGACUUCAUGGAAGACGAAGAGCUUUACGACGACCUUGACCUGCAAGAGGAGGAAGAUGCUUUCGGCAUGGCCCUGGACAACGACCGGGUUUCGUCGCAGGACACACAAUCGAUACAAGAAGACGUCCCGGAAGUCGAGUCGAGACCGGCUAGUUUGCCGAGCAAAUCAUCACGGAGUGCCGCCGACGCGAUAGCAUCAGCAGGUCGGCGCCCCUCUACCCAGCUCAGGUCUCCGUUACCAACGCUGGCAACAUUGCAUCAUCCCAUGGCGAGUACCGCUAAUGGUAGUGCCGCAAAUGCUGGCAUGAAGCCGGCCUCGUUGCCCACAAGACCAGCGGGAGAGGGCUUGAAGUAUGCUUCAGCCGCCGCUGCGGCCGCAGCAAGUGACAAGAAUGGGCUUGGGAUAUCUCCACUCCCGCCGCCUCCUGGCGCCCUGCCGAUAACGUCGUCUACUGGGAUCUCGCCACUGCCCGUUUCCCAAGCUUCCAAAACGAGUUCCACGAGCUCGCCGAGUACUGCGUCCAUACAACCCGCGCCAUCAGAACCGAGCGUGCCUGCCCCUAUCUGUACGCCUGCGCCACCAACGGCGAAGGUGGAUAAGGCAGUCUCAAAAGCAUCCGGUAAAGCACCUGCCGUGAUCGAGGCCGCCGAGCCAUCAAAAGCACCGCAAACAAAUGGUGUAACGAACGGCGUCAAGCCUGUCGAAGAGAAGAAGGAAGAAGAGUCCAUCUAUCAUCUGCCUGCUUCUUUGCAAGAUCUGGUCGAGUCCUUUGAAGUUACGAAGAAACGGUCGCUUCCGGUAACUACGCCGUCGUGUCUGAGGAUGAUGCAUGCUUCUCAAGCAAACAUGCCAGAGCUGAUCGAUGCGGAGGCUCCCCGAAAGUAUCGACCGGAGAUCCCAUAUCCUUCUGCUUCAGCGUAUCCCCAAGAACCGUUGGCCAUCUUUGACGACCCACGACUCUACUCGCGCAUUGACCCAGAUACUCUGUUCUAUGUAUUUUACUACAAGCAAGGAACGUACCAGCAGUACCUGGCAGCGAAGGCGCUGAAGGACCAAAGUUGGCGAUUCCAUAAGCAGUAUCAAACGUGGUUCCAGCGUCACGAAGAGCCCAAAAACAUUACGGAGGAAUUCGAACAGGGCACAUAUCGAUUCUUUGACUACGAGUCCACGUGGAUGAACCGUCGGAAGGCAGAUUUCAAGUUCGCGUACCGUUUCCUCGAGGACGACGUAUAGAGACUGACUGGCCUGCAAUGAGAUGAAGCCGGUAUGCCACGCAACACGAAAUUCAUGUUCGCGGCAUUUUCGACCUCCUUGCUGCUUCGUCGCCUCAAAGAGAAAAGGGGAAUUGUGGUUCCUCUUCCCCACCCUCUACACCAACGUCACAAAAUGAGCAUCAGAUUCAUGUCAACACAAUCAAUGUUUUCCGGUUUAUUGGAGGGAACAUGGACGGUUGACCGGCUGGUCAGGCGUAUGGUCACACUGUCGUACAUAAUAGCUGUAACAAUUCGAGAGCUUACUCGCUUUUCAUCACAAUCUGAAAUGAUCUGGCCACGUGAUCGAGAU
Pseudomassariella vexata is the source of this 2600-nucleotide messenger RNA. RefSeq names its product Not1 N-terminal domain, CCR4-Not complex component-domain-containing protein. The transcript is spliced from 4 exons. The record is from RefSeq and is a predicted model, not a curated record. The coding region runs from base 390 to 2270 and encodes 626 amino acids. Gene Ontology annotation, cellular component: nucleus; P-body; CCR4-NOT core complex. Gene Ontology annotation, biological process: nuclear-transcribed mRNA poly(A) tail shortening; regulation of DNA-templated transcription. NCBI's taxonomy places the organism in Eukaryota, Fungi, Ascomycota, Sordariomycetes, Amphisphaeriales, Pseudomassariaceae.